AACGGUCCAGCGCGGCAAACCGUAAAGAAUGAGUCACAAUUAGACAAGUGAACCGAACCGGGAACGGUCGGAGGAUAGCUAAGGAGGGAGCGAGGAGGAGUCGGAACCUGCCUCUAUAGGAAGAGGGAAAACCAAGACGUCGUUCGUUUUUCCCAGAUACCAACACCUGCGACGCACAGAGGGAUCGAGAGGGCGACAGUUUGAUCACCGCCCUCUCCGUCUCCGAUCAACCACGAGCCCCUCAUUUUUUAUUUUUUUACACAUUUGAAUUUAAUUAUUCAUUGCGUUUCGAUUGGAAACCCUCACUACGACAUCAUUGUUUUUGUCAAAUUACCCGCGAAAAUUCCUAUGAUUCUCGGUGCCUUUUCAUGCGACGAUUGAAUACCCGUAAAGGGGUCAAUUCGAAGCCUGCCGACGACGACGACGACGACGACAGCAAUAUGGAUCCGGUUAAGCUCCAAAUCCGACCCAUCACCCGAUCCAAUCUCUUCUCCCGGAGCCCCAAGCACAACCCCAGAUCGAGCCUCUUAAUCGUCGCCUCAGUCGCCAUCGCACUCGCUCUCACAGUAUGCUACUUUCUCGUUUCCGCGCGAAAUUCGAGAAAUUUUGGUACGAAACGGUACGGGAUUGUCAUCGACGGCGGGAGUACGGGAAGCCGGAUCCACGUAUUCGGGUACGGAGUUGACGGCGGUAACAGUGCCGUGUUUGAUUUUGGAAAGGACGGGUUGGCGUCGAUGCGGGUCAAUCCGGGGCUCUCGGCUUAUGCAGAGGAUCCGGAAUCGGCAGGUGGGUCGCUGCGGGAGCUUGUGGAGUUUGGGAAGGGGAGGGUUCCGAAGGAGCACUGGGCGGAGACGGAGAUUAGGCUUAUGGCUACGGCGGGGCUUCGAUUGCUUGACUUGGGUGUUCAGAAUCGGAUUCUGAAUUCUUGUAGGAAGGUGCUUCGCAGUUCGGGGUUUAAGUUUCGUGACGAGUGGGCUUCCGUCAUUACAGGAUCUGAUGAAGGAUUAUAUGCUUGGGUUGUUGCAAACCACGCUCUUGGUACUCUUGGUGGCGAUCCUGCGCAAACAACUGGGAUUAUUGAACUUGGUGGAGCUUCUGCUCAGGUGACUUUUGUUUCAAGUGAGUCAGUGCCUCCCGAGUUCUCUCGUGCAAUUAAAUUUGGAAAUGUCACUUACAAUCUCUACAGUCACAGCUUUCUUCAUUUUGGCCAGAAUGUUGCAUAUGAUUCAUUGAAAGAGGCUAUUGUUUCAGGAUACUUCGACUCAGCUGGUAAGUCACUUCAGGAAAGAAUGUCAAUAGAUCCUUGCACUCCUAAAGGCUACUCAUAUAAGAUGCAGUCUUUGGAGCUUCCUCCACGUUCUUCGGUUGGGAAGAAUAGACAUUUAUCUGCUCUACAAUCAAGGGGUAACUUCUCUGAGUGCAGAUCUGCUGCAAAAAUUAUGCUGCAGAAGGGAAAAGAGAAAUGCGUGUAUCAACAGUGCGAUAUAGGAUCAACCUUCAUUCCUAAGCUUCGGGGAAAGUUUUUGGCUACAGAAAACUUUUUCUAUACAUCUAAGUUCUUUGGUUUGUCCCCAAAUGGAUUUCUUUCAAAUUUGAUGAUGGCUGGACAACAAUUUUGUGGAGAAGAUUGGUCAAAGAUAAAGAAGAGAUACCCGACAGUUGAUGAAGAAGCUUUGCUGCACUAUUGCUUCUCUUCCGCAUAUGCGGUAGCCCUACUUCAUGAUAGUCUUGGAAUUGCUUUGGAUGAUGAAAGGAUCGGGUUUGCAAAUCAGGUGGGAAGUAUUCCACUCGAUUGGGCACUGGGAGCUUUCAUCUUGCAAAGUACAUCUGAUUUGGAUGUAGGGCACUCUGAUUGGCUUACCGCCAUAAUUGAUGAUGGAUCUCCCACAUUGCUAUCAGUAAUUUUUAUCUUUUCAAUAUUAAUGUUUACAGUGUGGUCACUGUCAAAGUGGAGGAAGCCACAGCUGAAGACAAUUUACGAUCUGGAGAAAGGGCGGUAUAUAGUGACUCGUGUUAGUAGAUGAUUGAUAGCGCCUUGUAGAGGAAUGCACACUCGCCAUGUAGAUUCAGAUUGAAAGAGUGGUGCGAUAUGCUAAACCCAAUUCACUUGAGCAGCCUCGGCUUCUUGCCCAAGGCCACCCUCUCGAGGUUACCAACCAGAAAUGAGAUUGUACAGUGCGGGUAUCUAUCUGCACAGAAUUUAGAGGUAACAUAUUUGCGCCAUAGCUACGCUUAGAUCCCCAUUUUGUAUUCGGAGGAAUCCCAGUACCUCCUAUUUGUUAUAUCAUAUGAAGGUUAGGAUAAAAGAACAGGGGCAUGCUGGUAUUGGAGAGAGAUGUAGAAAGCUGUAUCGUUGUAUGAUAAUGCGGUAAUGCACUUGAUUUGUUCGUCACAAUUGUUAUUCUUGUUACUGAAGCGUGAGCUUAUUUCAUUGCAUCAGGGUUUCUACUUUUCA
This is a messenger RNA of Pyrus x bretschneideri (Chinese white pear), 2455 nucleotides long. RefSeq names its product probable apyrase 6. Gene Ontology annotation, molecular function: nucleoside diphosphate phosphatase activity. Bases 369 to 2024 code for a protein of 551 amino acids. Gene Ontology annotation, biological process: nucleoside diphosphate catabolic process. The transcript has 8 exons. NCBI's taxonomy places the organism in Eukaryota, Viridiplantae, Streptophyta, Magnoliopsida, Rosales, Rosaceae. Gene Ontology annotation, cellular component: membrane. The record is from RefSeq and is a predicted model, not a curated record.